Messenger RNA from Magallana angulata, 2095 nucleotides. RefSeq names its product ferric-chelate reductase 1-like. Gene Ontology annotation, molecular function: oxidoreductase activity, acting on metal ions. The transcript has 5 exons. The record is from RefSeq and is a predicted model, not a curated record. NCBI's taxonomy places the organism in Eukaryota, Metazoa, Mollusca, Bivalvia, Ostreida, Ostreidae. Bases 279 to 1115 code for a protein of 278 amino acids.
UGGCGCAAAUUAUUUCCACCUCAGUCCGUCAACAAGGUGCCCUUGAUUUUGUAUGUACCUGUGUUUCAGAUCCAGAUCACCAUUGUGUUUCCCGUAAACCUACUGGAAAUGUAACAAAUAAGAUUUAAAUAUAUGUGAUAGUGUUUCAUAGGGACUCGAUUUUCCCCACCAUUUCUCUUUCAUUUGAAUUUUUAUAAGUGUUCCCGUUAUUGUGAUUUUAAAAAAAAAGCAGAAUUUCUUUAAUUUCAAAUCAGUGUUCCCGGAAUUCGAAGGAAAAAAUGGAUACUCAAAGUGUUAAAAACCACCUAUAUAUGGAACUUUACUUUAUGUUGCUUCUUUCUAUUUCUGUGACCGCGUUCCCCCAGGGAUCCCCCACGACCCCCGACUCCUGCGUGCAGCUAAUCCCCCGACACCCCCAGCAAUUCUUUGUCAACAAUCCGUCCGCUUAUUCUCUGUCAUUGUCUACUUCAUAUUACCGGUUUUGUGAUAAUUCCGAGUUUUGUGGUAAAAAUUACGUUGUUGUUUCGAUCCAAGGACAAGGGGGUCUUUUCCGUGGAUUCAUUGUGCAGGCCCGGACACCAAACGGAGGCUCGAGGUCCUGGGGACAGUUUAUUCCUCUCCAAACAGGGGACUCCAAGGUCAUUCAAUGUCAAAACGGUUUGACCUUGACACAUACAGCCAACAAUGACAAAAAUAUCGUACGUUUUGCUUGGAUACCUGAGCCAGGAAUGCGAGAGCAGGUCCAAUUUGUGGCUACUGUGGUCCAGAACUUGAGAACUAUCUACCCCGGAGUAUACUCGGCCCAACUUCGUCCCGUUGGAGUAUCUCCCACCACCACCCCAAAACCAACACAGACUACUAACACACCGCAAACAACUACCAGCUUUGUAACAACUACUAAAACUACAACAACAACUACUACCACGCCCUCUACUACCACAACAUACUCACCUAUGACGUCAACAGCAAUACCAUUGACGUCAUCUACUAAAAGAAUAACUACCACUACUACCCAGCCCUUGGCGACUGUUUCGGAACCUGUUUUUAACAACGCCCCAUUUAAAACUGCUGGCAUCAUUUCCUUUGUGACCUCUGUGAUUGCAAUUCUUUUGUAAAAAAAAAAAUAUCCAUCAACCUCGAGCCCGAUGAAAUCCAAAAAGAAGCUACAAUAAUGAUUUGGUGUUGUCGUUUUCAAAAACGACAGUUCAUAUUUUUUAAUUAAGGAUACACAUUGCUUACCAUAAAUGAUGUGCUCUUUUAUUGAGCAAUCGUUUUUUAUUAUGGAAGACACCAAAGAUAAAUGCAUUUUUCGCCUAAAUAGAAGGAUCAGAAUGAAUGCUUUUUGUGUAUUCAACGUCGUACGAAGAUUGAUAAUUGCAGUGCAAUGUUGUUGUUUUUUUAUAUUAUUUUUGGCAAGGAAAAUUCAAGAGUAACAUGUAGUAUGUAUCUAUUUGUAAUAAGUAUUAUCUCAACAUUUUAAUUCAUUGUACUGUUUCGUGUUUCUAAAAACAUUUUAUUCAUAAGAGUAUCUCGAUAAUGAGGAAAGAUGUCAAUUGUAAUUCGGGUAUAAAAAAAAUCAUGUUUAUUAUCAAUUAUUUUCAUUUGAUUGUCUUUUCUAAUUUUUAAAUAAAGCAUCCGACUUGAAAUUCCCUUUAAUUAGAUUACAUUGGAUUAGCUGCAUUACAAAUACCGAUAGUAAUUUUACAAUUAUAUUAGUAUGCUUCCGCUUAGCAGAUCUUUAGAGACACAAUUAUGUUUAAUUUAUCUAAUUUGAUUUCCUACAGGACUUUGAAUGUAUCUACCGUCUUAAUUCUAGUAUUUCUAUCGCAUAUAAAUCACUUUAUCAAACAUUUUUGAUGCAUAUUAUGUAAAUAUGACUUUGUGGAUGUACGUUUGUAUUAUGAAUGAUUAUAUUAAAUUUCCGCAAAAAAAAAACGUGUUAACAGAGUUUUGAAUGAAAGUCAGAGAACCACAUUAUUACUAAAUAUGUGAGAUGUGAGACCACCCUUAUGAAAAAUUUGUUGUUUACUCAAACUAACGAAUAAAAACAACCCACAUGUAAAAGAAAUGGUAAUGAUAUUGUAACCCACUGUAU